Molecule: messenger RNA, 1421 nt
Organism: Teleopsis dalmanni
Lineage: Eukaryota; Metazoa; Arthropoda; Insecta; Diptera; Diopsidae
Product: mitochondrial 2-oxoglutarate/malate carrier protein
Exons: 1
Coding region: 227-1171 (314 amino acids)
Biological process (GO): oxaloacetate transport; phosphate ion transmembrane transport; thiosulfate transport
Molecular function (GO): antiporter activity; malate transmembrane transporter activity; thiosulfate transmembrane transporter activity
Source: RefSeq, a predicted model, not a curated record
UUUGAGCAGCGAGAUUUCAUUAUCAGGUGACGUUUGUACUUUGGUUUUGUUCAGUCCGCAGUACUGAAGCAUUUAGUGGAACGAAUUUGCACAAAAGUAUUUUAUUUAUUUUCCAUUUUUAAUAGUGUUAAUACUAUAAAAAGUUUUUUGCAUUUUUCGAAUUUUUAAUUUACAUGUGCAACAUAUAUUGAUUAUUUUACUAACUUGAAUUAAACGAAAAUACGUAAUGGCUAACCAAAAAGUGGAGAAGAAAACGAUACCCAAUGGCUUGAAAUUUGUUUUUGGUGGUUUGGCAGGAAUGGGCGCCACUUCCAUAGUACAGCCUUUUGAUGUGGUCAAGACCAGAAUGCAGAUAUCUGGCGUUGGCAGUGGAAAGAAGGAGUUUACGAGUUCAAUGCAUUGCAUACAGACAAUUUUAAGCAAGGAGGGCAUAGCGGGAUUGUAUAAAGGGAUUGGAGCUGCUUUGCUGCGACAAGCAACUUAUUCUACAACUCGUUUGGGGAUGUACACGUACCUUAAUGAUAUGUACAAAACAAAAUUGGAACGUGAUCCAAACAUAACGGCUAGCAUGAUGAUGGGUAUUAUUGCUGGCGGCACUGGAGCAUUUGUUGGUACACCGGCUGAAGUGGCAUUGAUACGUAUGCAGGCAGAUGGCCGUCUAUCACUUGCUGAGCGUAGAAAUUAUACAAACGUAGCCAAUGCUUUAACACGUAUUGCUAAGGAAGAAGGUUUGUUGACGUUGUGGCGUGGUUGUAUACCAACAAUUGGACGCGCGAUGGUUGUCAACAUGACUCAAUUGGCUUCAUAUUCGCAGUUUAAAACAUAUUUCCGUAAGAGUCCUAUGAAUAUGGAAGAAGGCAUAAAAUUGCAUUUAGUUGCUAGUAUGUUGUCUGGAUUGUUGACAACGAUAGCUUCUAUGCCAUUAGAUAUUGCUAAGACCCGCGUACAAAAUAUGAAAUAUAUUGACGGCAAGCCUGAAUACCGUGGAACCGUUGAUGUUUUAUCGCGAGUAAUACGGCAGGAGGGCGUAUUUGCACUUUGGAAGGGCUUUACUCCAUAUUAUUGUCGUUUGGGUCCACAUACAGUGUUGACAUUCAUAUUCCUUGAGCAAUUGAAUCAGGCAUACAGCACGCACGUUCUGGGCAACGAAGGCAAAUCGGUUGGACUGUAAGUUGCUGAAUGUGUAAUACUAAUGCAUUGAAAUUUGUAGUUUAUUGUAAACGAACAAAAAUCCUGCUGUGUGGAAAGAACAAUAAAGUAUAUUUUGUUUGUUUAUUAUUAAUAUAAAAUAUAAUUUCUCGAUAAACGAAUUAUUAGCUGUUGUAUGUUACUAGACAUGUAUUUGUUAAACGACUCAAGAGAUUGUUGUGUUUUGAUUAAUGAAAUUUAGUGUGAAAUAAAAUAAAAAUACAUAUAAACAA